AUGCCUGAACCAAUUAUGAUGGACUCUGAUAUGAGCGAUGAUGAUAUCCCUUUAGUUUCUAGGGUCGCAUCAUAUGUCGAGGUAUCUGAUGAUGACGAUGAUGACGAUUUGGUUUUGGCAAAAAGAACUACGACAGCUACUAAAAGAAAGGCCAUAUCAGUUAAGACCGAAGUUAAUGGUAGUCCACCAACGAAGAAACGAGCCAGUACAACUGUUAAGAAAGAAAAGACGACUACAGCGUCAAAGGCUAAAAAGGCAUCGACCGCAACUGUUAAUGGUAAGGCCAAAAAGGAGGUUACUUCUAAAACCAAUGGCAGAGUAAAGAAAGAAACUGGAUCCACCGCCAGUGGGAAAACUAAGAAAGAACCUGGAGCUGGCUCGAAAAGUGCUACAAUUAAAAAAGAAGAAGAAGAAGAAGGUACCCCUGCUAUCGACGACGAAGAUCAGGAUGAAACUUUCAGAUGGUGGGAGGCUCAAAAUGCUGAGGAUGGUUCUGACAAAUGGAAUACUCUCGAGCACAAUGGUGUUAUGUUCCCUCCCCCAUACGAGCCACUUCCCAGUCAUGUAAGAAUGAAGUACGACGGCAAGCGAGUUGAACUAGAUCCAGUUGCAGAAGAAGUUGCUGGAUUUUUUGGUGCGAUGUUAAAUACAGAUCAUGCUAAGAAUCCAACCUUUACUGCAAACUUCUUCAACGAUUUUGUAGAAAUCGUAAACUCAUCCGGAGGAGCCAAGGUCAACAAUAAGAAAAUUGAAUUGAAAUCUUUUGAGAAAUGCGAUUUCACCGAAAUAUUCGAAUACUAUGACCAACAGAGACAGCUUAAAAAGGCAAUCCCAUCCUCGGAGAAAAAGCGAUUGAAAGCUGAGAAAGACCGUAUGGAGGAAAAGUAUAAGACCUGUUUGUUAGAUGGAAGAAAGCAGCCGGUAGGUAAUUUCAGAAUCGAACCUCCUGGUUUGUUCCGUGGUCGAGGUGCUCACCCUAAAACUGGAAAGCUUAAGGCUAGAGUACAGCCUGAGCAAGUGACAAUUAAUAUUGGUGCUGAAGCCAAGGUCCCAGAACCACCUGCUGGCCAUCAGUGGGCUGAGGUACGCCAUGACAAGACUGUAUCGUGGCUUGCAAUGUGGAGGGAGAAUAUCAAUGGUGCAUUUAAAUAUGUGUUCCUUGCUCAGAGCUCUUCACUAAAAGGUAUGAGUGAUUUCAAGAAAUUUGAAAAGGCUCGUGAACUAAAAAACCAUGUCGAACGCAUUCGAGCUGACUAUCGUAGAGAGUUGAAGGAUGAGGUAAUGCUGAAUCGCCAGCGAGCUACCGCAAUGUACUUGAUUGAUGUUCUGGCAUUAAGAGCUGGUGGAGAAAAAGGCGAGGACGAAGCCGAUACUGUUGGUUGCUGUUCGCUAAGAUAUGAACAUGUUACUUUGCAACCACCUAAUAUCGUGACAUUUGACUUCCUGGGUAAAGAUUCGAUUAGAUAUUUUCAAGAAGUGGUUGUUGAUAAGCAGGUUUUCAAAAAUUUGAAGAUUUUUAAGCGGGCGCCCAAGACUAUUGGCGACGAUAUUUUCGACCGUUUAGACCCUCCUUUACUGAACAAGCACUUGCAAAACUAUAUGCCAGGAUUAACAGCAAAAGUGUUUCGUACUUAUAAUGCUUCUUACACUAUGCAAAAGCAACUUGACUUGAUUGAGAAUAAAGGCAGUGUUAAUGAAAAAGUUGUAGCAUUUAAUGCUGCUAAUCGGGAGGUUGCAAUUCUCUGUAACCAUCAGCGGACAGUUGCUAAAUCACAUGAAGCCUCGGUGGGCAAGAUGGAGGACCGAAUUUUGGAACUUAAGUACAGCAUUAUUAAGACUAAGAAAAUGAUGCUACAGCUUGACCCUAGUUUGAAGAAAAAAGAAAAGGCUUACUUUGAGGAUAUUGAUUCGAUAAGUAAAGAAGAUGUGAUUAAAAUUCAUCAAAAAAUCCUCGAGCGGGAGAAGGAUCGCAUAGAAAAGAAGUUUAUUAGAGAGAAUGAGAAGUUAAAGGCAGAAGGCGAGGAGAUUAUGCCCGAGGGUGAGCUGAAGAAGAGACUAGAGGCUAUUGAUAUCAUGGAGAAAGAGUUUGCUGCCGAACUGAAAUCGGGUAAACCUGAUAUCAAGGGAAAUGCCACGGUGGAGAAGUUGAAGGUCCAGGUGGAGAAGCUGGAGGAGCGUAUUACAAAUACUCAGCUUCAGUUAAAAGAUAAGGAGGAUAAUUCCACGGUAGCUUUGGGAACUAGUAAGAUGAACUAUAUCGACCCAAGACUUACUGUAAUGUUCUCGAAGAAGUUUAAUGUUCCCAUUGAAAAGCUCUUUACGAAGACUUUACGUGAGAAGUUUGCCUGGGCGAUCCAUUCUGCUGAUGCAGACUGGAAGUUUUGA
Sugiyamaella lignohabitans is the source of this 2385-nucleotide messenger RNA. RefSeq names its product DNA topoisomerase 1 (gene TOP1). The record is from RefSeq and is a predicted model, not a curated record. Gene Ontology annotation, molecular function: DNA binding; DNA topoisomerase type I (single strand cut, ATP-independent) activity. The coding region runs from base 1 to 2385 and encodes 794 amino acids. Lineage: Eukaryota; Fungi; Ascomycota; Dipodascomycetes; Dipodascales; Trichomonascaceae. The transcript is spliced from 2 exons. Gene Ontology annotation, cellular component: nucleolus; chromosome. Gene Ontology annotation, biological process: DNA topological change; DNA replication; chromosome segregation.